Patiria miniata (bat star) is the source of this 594-nucleotide messenger RNA. RefSeq lists its product as uncharacterized. The record is from RefSeq and is a predicted model, not a curated record. The transcript is spliced from 3 exons. Bases 1 to 594 code for a protein of 197 amino acids. Lineage: Eukaryota; Metazoa; Echinodermata; Asteroidea; Valvatida; Asterinidae.
AUGUUCACUGCCAAGAUUAAGACAGCCCUUGACACACUGAUGAACCGAAGACAUGAAGCAGGAAUAGAUGACAGCAAUGCGUACCUGUUCAGUAAUCAGCGAGGACUGGGACACAUAAGGGGAACUGACACACUUCGAGAACAUGCUUCAAAGUGCAAAGCUAAGAAUCCUGAGUUCCUUCGUGCAACGAGACUUCGCAAACACAUUGCUACAGUAUCACAAGUAAUGAAUCUUCAGGAAAACGAGCUCGACCUGCUGGCGAGCUUCUUAGGUCAUGAUGUCAGAACCCAUCGUGAGUUCUACCGCAUGCCAGAGUCAACACUUCAAGUUGCCAAACUGUCAAAGGUCCUUCUCAAGAUGGACAAAGGUGAUGUGCAGGGACUAGCUGGAAAAAGACUGAAGGAUGUUGAACUGGACCCUAGUGAAGAAUACGAUACAGAUGCGAUGUCGGAAUCGUCAGGUGAUGAGAGAGAUGAUGAGCCUGAGGAACCCAUGAGUCUGAAUGAGGAAGCAAAAGAUGCAGAUGGGACAAAGCUUGUUGUACAGCAGCAAACAAAGAGGCUAUGGACUUGUGCUGAAAAAAAGCAGUUUUGA